GAACUUGGGUGUUAGAGCGUGGUUUAUGGCAUAUUGAUGAUUGCAUUAUGUUUGUUGCGCCUUGGACUCCUACUGCUUCUUUAGCUGUACCAGAGAUCACUUCAGUUCCGGUGUGGGUGACUUUAAAGAACAUCCCAAGCUGUCUUUAUUCAGAAUGGGGUAUUAGUUGGAUUGCCUCAGGAUUGGGAGAACCCAUGCUAACUAACAAACCAAGAUUGGACCCGACUCUUAUGGGUGAGGCUAAGCUAAUGGUGGAAGUGGAAUUAAACAAGCCUUUUCCACAGAGAAUUGCAGCUGCAGACAAGAUAGGAAAUGUCUCAAUGGUUGAUGUUGAAUACUCUUGGCUCCCAAAAAAGUGUGAGAAAUGUGGUCACCUAGGACACAAGGAAACUAGAUGCCUCCUUCUUCACCAGCCCACUACUCUCUCCACUAUUCUAAAGGGCUCUCCCUUAGAGGUUGUUGCACAUGUUGAAGAGCUGAAUGUUGUCUCUGCUCCAGCCAACUCCACUUGCUCUUCUGAAAACGUUGAGAUGGAUUCUGCUGUAACUCGCUUUCCCUCUCCAUCUGAGGAGGAACCAUCAACACCAAUUGCUAUUGUGCCUGACUUUUCUCUCUCUACUGCGUUAGUAAACGCCAAUUUUACUCCCACUAUUUCAACCUCUUCACAGGUUGCACCAAUUGAGACUUCUUCCAUGGUUGGUACUACGCCAGCUAUCAAUACCCUAGCUACUCCUACCCAACCAGGUUCAUUGGCAAAUGAAUUUGUGCCAGGGAAUGUUUAUGGGAGCAAUAUGUUUGCCUCCUUAGACUCGGGAGUUACUACAGGUUUUGAGAUGGAUGACUUCUCUCUAAAAACCCGAGGUGGUAGAUCAAUCAAACCUACUAAAAAAAUUCAAGAGAUGCAAUGGACUAUGGUUGGAGGACGUGGUAAACGUGGUCGUGGUGGCCGCGGUGGUCACGAUUAAUCGAACUAUUUCCUUGUUCU
Molecule: messenger RNA, 985 nt
Organism: Arabidopsis arenosa
Lineage: Eukaryota; Viridiplantae; Streptophyta; Magnoliopsida; Brassicales; Brassicaceae
Source: the annotation of a GenBank genome assembly